UGAAUGUUCGUUUGAAAUAGAAAAUAGUCAGACUGAAGUUGAUCAGGCAAACGACAAAUCAUACAAUAUGCCAAAAAAUAGUGAAGCUAAACAAGGUGAACAACCUCAUCCUAAUGUUGUACUAUCCAUAAAAGAAAUGUUGGGCAAGCUACCUCCUGUUAAUGAAAAAUGUAGCAUCUUUCGAGUUCCUAAACUGUUACGCAAUAUGCAUCAUAGAGCCUAUACCCCUCAAGUCAUUUCCAUAGGUCCACUUCAUCAUCACCGAAAGGAUUUGUUAGCCUCUGAGCCAUAUAAGCUUCGAUACUGUUCGAAUUUUCUAAGCUAUCUAGGUAACCCGAUGGAUUCCUUUGAGCUCCUUAAGAACAAUACUCGAACUUUGAUGAAGGAAGUUCGAAAUUGCUAUGGAGAACCCAUAAACAUGAAUGAUGAGAAUUUUCUUAACAUGAUGGUUGUGGAUGGUUGUUUCCUAGUAGAGUUCUUGAUACAACAUCAUAACCGAUACUACCCAAAUACAUGCUUCCAAACUCCAAACAAUUUAGAUCUUACCUUCCACCAAAGAUCCACCGAGCUAUUUACUGAUUUGAUUAUGUUGGAAAAUCAAGUCCCUUUCUUCCUUCUUGAACGUCUGUUCGGCCUCAUACCAGAAUCAAUCUCCAUCUCCUUUGAAUACUUAACCGGUAUGUUUUUUAAACGCGAACUUGUUGACAAUUAUUCUCUUAAAGAUAUAUUGUUGAGAAAACCAAAGCACUUUAUCGAUUUUUUAAGCUUCUACUUCGUCUCAAACACGUCUCAAGAGAACAAUAAUAAUAAUAGUCCUAUAACUCCUCCAUCGAUAACUGAGCUUCACAAGGCUGGUGUCACCAUCAAGAAAGCAGAAAAUGCCGAAUGUGCAAUGAACCUAAGUUUCGAAAAUGGGAUUUUCACAAUUCCACGUUUAACUAUUAAUGAUGUCUUCGAAUACACCAUGCGAAAUCUGAUAGCAUUUGAACAUUUUCCCUUGGGAAAUGAAAGCAAGUGUAUCCAAUAUAUCGCAUUCAUGGAUGAUUUGAUAAGCAAGGAGAAAGACGUGAAUUUACUUGUGAAAGCUGGAAUCAUAAUCAACAAGAUUGGAGGUAGUGAUAAAGAAGUUUCAAACUUGUUUAACAAUCUCUGCAAAUUUGUUGAGCUACCAUGUAAGGGCGAUUUCAACAAUACCAGCGAAGCUUUACGUAAGCAUUGUGAUGGACGAUGGAACAAGGCACGAGCUUCACUUAUGCAUAACUAUUGUAAUACGCCAUGGGCUUUUAUCUCCUUCUGUGCUGCAUCUUUCCUUAUUAUUCUAACUCUCUCUCAGACUAUAUUUUCUGGGUUAUCUACCUUUCCGAGUAAACUUUAG
Molecule: messenger RNA, 1375 nt
Organism: Cucurbita moschata (crookneck pumpkin)
Lineage: Eukaryota; Viridiplantae; Streptophyta; Magnoliopsida; Cucurbitales; Cucurbitaceae
Product: putative UPF0481 protein At3g02645
Exons: 1
Coding region: 68-1375 (435 amino acids)
Source: RefSeq, a predicted model, not a curated record